CGAACAUUCCGUGGUAUUGCAGCGCCACACACAUUUCAGCCGUCAAUGAGCGCGUUUCAUUGGUUGAACACAUUCUGUUCAGCGAUUGGCUGCUUUCGAUGUCAGUCAAACCUACGCGGACGUUCAGGCAACGUCGUUGAUGACUGAAUGAACAAAACUCCUGUGAAUAUCUUCAUUUUACAUGGAAAACAUCUUUACGCGUAAAGUUAAAAUGCCAAGAAAAAAGAGAAUGCAUCCUGAACAUGAUGCCAAAGAACAUGUGUUGACAGGCAAAGACAAAGCCUUCAUUGAGGAAAGACACAUCAAUGCAUUUAAAGGGAGAGGUGUGUUUGCGCUUGAACACAUUGAAAAAUCCACAUUUGUUGUACAGUACCGUGGAAUUCUGUCCCAGAGUAAACAUGUUGAAGACACGCAAGGCAACUACUUGUUUGAUUUCACAUGGAAUGGAAGACGUUAUUGCAUCGAUGCUUCAAAAGAGGAUGGAUCACUUGGAAGAUUGGUGAAUGAUGAUCACAUACACCCAAACUGCAAAGUCAAGACAGUUGUGUUUAAAGAAAAGCCACACUUAUGCCUUUUUAGUAUUAGAGAUAUCUUUCCAGAUGAGGAGAUAACGUACAACUAUGGUGAUUCCUCUUGGCCAUGGCGAUCCAUGGAAUUGGGUGAUAAGAGCUCAGGGACUGUGGACGAUUGCAGUUUUCAUCCUUCUCCAUCAGAGAAUUACAGUGUUAAUCCUUCAUCAGAGAAAGAGAAAGAAUUGGGUGAUAAGAGCUCAGGGACUGUGGACGAUUGCAGUUUUCAUCCUUCUCCAUCAGAGAAUUACAGUGUUAAUCCUUCAUCAGAGAAAGAGAAAGAAAAGGAAAAGUGCCCCCAGAUGAGGCUGUGAGCUCCACAGUGCCCAAAUCAAGGAGAGUUGUGAAAAGGCCAUGGAGCCAAAUGGAAGUGAAUGCCGUAAUGAAACAUUUCAAAGCACAUAUUUUAAAGGGACACCUCGCCACAAAGGCAGAAUGUGAGCAGUGCAAGAAUGCAGAAGACCCUGUCCUAGGAGAAAGAACUGUGCAAAAUAUAAGGGAUUUCGUGAGGAAUCGAGGUUUGAUGUUUAAAAAGAAAUGCUCUUAGAAAGAUCAGUACCAUUCCGUUAAGGUCUGUGGCUUUUGUUCAAGAUUUGAGUGGAUGACCCUGUUUUUGUUCAAAACAUACGGUUAUAUAUUAAGUAAGACAUUUAUUGACGUGUACACAUUUUGUUGUGUUAGUGUGUAUGUUAGUAAUGUGCUGAUGAAUCCAGAUUGUCCUCACUGUUCAGGUUUGAUCAGGUGUGUGUGUGUGUGAAUGAUGUCCUGAUGAAUCCAGAUUGUCCUCACUGUUCAGGUUUGAUCAGGUGUGUGUGAAUGAUGUCCUGAUGAAUCCAGAUUGUCCUCACUGUUCAGGUUUGAUCAGGUGUGUGUGUGUGUGUGUGUGUGUGUGAAUGAUGUCCUGAUGAAUCCAGAUUGUCCUCACUGUUCAGGUUUGAUCAGGUGUGUGUGAAUGAUGUCCUGAUGAAUCCAGAUUGUCCUCACUGUUCAGGUUUGAUCAGGUGUGUGUGUGUGUGUGUGCGUGUGUGUGUGCGUGUGUGUGUGUGUGCGUGUACGUGUGUGUGUGCGUGCGUGCGCGUCCGUGUGUGUGUGUCUGUGUGUUAGUACGUGUGCAUAUUGUGUGUGUGGAGUGUUUUGUAUGUGGGUAUGUCUGUCUUCUUUUUUUCACCUUUUUCUUGUUUUUGCAGGUACAACUGUAAUUGGUUUGUUUAUAGUCAAUAUGUCUUAUGUACAGCUGCUUUGUAACAAUGAAAAUUGUAAAAAGCGCUAUAUAAAUAAAGUUGAGUUGAGAGUUAUAACAGUCUAAAUACGAGCUUUGCUGUUCGCUUUGAGCUGGUCUGGUUUUUGGUCUUACAACUGGCCCCAGCUGUCCUUCUUCACUUAACUCUACUUUGCCUUCCACUUGCAUAUCACCAGACACUUCCAAAAACCCCUUGAGUAAUGCAAAUUGUCCUUCUAAUGUCAUAUAAGAAGGGGGGUCUACACACACUCCUUUUGACACACAGACAUCAUCCUUUUUUCUCUGUUCUUCUUGAAGUAUUUUGCUUGCCUGUUUAAGUAAAAUUUGUGCUUUUCUUAAACACUUCUUGUUCUUUUUCUCGAUUUUCCUGUCCUUUUUAUUUCUUUUACCCAUAUCUUUAAUUUUGUGAUUUUUAACCAAUGUGUCCGUUUCAUCACACAAAGCCAAAUCAAAGGAACCCUCCCUUGGCCAAUUUGUAAACAUGUUUUUUGUUCUUUUCUGCCAUUUCUUUGAGAUAUUAUUUAUAAGUUCUUUACUCAAGGGGUAUUUUAAUCCCAACAGCUCUACAGGAGUUGCUGCCAUAAUUCUUCAAUACAGCAACGUUUCCACUUUUAAAGUUUAUUCACUCAAAACCUUUUUCAAAAUUCUCGGAUUUACAAAACUCUUUCUUUUUUACCAACUUUUUAUUUUUCCCAAGUAUUCAAUUUAAUACAGAUUCUCAAAGUGAUAUCCAUUUUCUUCUUAAUAAUACCAAACAGCAAUAUCAGCCACUUUUUCCUUAAUCCUAAAUUUUACAUAUCAUUUUUCAACCAAUCAUAGAGUAUUCAAAUUUUUAUAACUUGUUAUACACCUUAUAAACAAUAAUAGUCUUUCAGUCACAUUAACCUAUACCGGUAAGACUUUAAGCAAGUAUUAUGCAACAUUCAUACCAGUACCUUUAUUCAUUUUGGGCUCAAAUUCUCAAACAUCAUUAUCUCUUUAUUUUCAGAGAUUUAUGCAUGCAUUCUGUCUCUUUAUUCAUAGGAUGUAUGUGUUUAUACUAGUGCUGUCAAUUGUUUAAAAAA
Molecule: messenger RNA, 2873 nt
Organism: Triplophysa rosa
Lineage: Eukaryota; Metazoa; Chordata; Actinopteri; Cypriniformes; Nemacheilidae
Product: histone-lysine N-methyltransferase set-1-like
Exons: 9
Coding region: 182-883 (233 amino acids)
Molecular function (GO): protein binding
Source: RefSeq, a predicted model, not a curated record